This is a messenger RNA of Anguilla anguilla (European eel), 2230 nucleotides long. RefSeq names its product P450 (cytochrome) oxidoreductase a (gene pora). The transcript has 16 exons. Gene Ontology annotation, molecular function: flavin adenine dinucleotide binding; NADPH-hemoprotein reductase activity; FMN binding. Gene Ontology annotation, cellular component: cytosol. The coding region runs from base 169 to 2196 and encodes 675 amino acids. Gene Ontology annotation, biological process: response to hormone. NCBI's taxonomy places the organism in Eukaryota, Metazoa, Chordata, Actinopteri, Anguilliformes, Anguillidae. The record is from RefSeq and is a predicted model, not a curated record.
UUGCAACUACCGAGUCUGAGGACUUCCUGACUUUAUCUGAUUCUGCCGCGUUGCGUGUAAAAUGACUCGGCUAGAGGACAGCAGUACCUUAAAAAGCUGCAGUCAGAACCCAGGGCUUGCCUAGAAGGGAUUAAACCGGCCCUCCGCAUCACUGGGCCGAGCGACACGAUGGCAGAUUCCGAGGUGGAGAGCCAGUCCCCCGAACCCGGGGCCGCCGAAGAGGCCCUCUUCACCCCGCUGGACAUCGUCCUCUUCACCUUCAUCGUCGGCCUGCUCGUCUACUGGUUCCUGUCCCGCCAGAAGAAGGAGGAGAUCCCGGAGUUCAAGAAGCUGGCCAGCGUAGCUCCCACUGUUCGAGAAACGAGUUUCAUCGAAAAAAUGAAGAAAACGAACAGAAACAUCGUGGUGUUCUACGGCUCCCAAACGGGCACGGCGGAGGAGUUCUCGAACCGGCUGGCCAAAGACGCCCAGCGCUACGGGAUGAGGGGCAUGUCGGCGGACCCCGAGGAGUACGACAUGUCUGAACUCUCGCGCCUGUCGGAGAUCGACAACUCCUUGGCGGUCUUUUGCGUGGCCACCUACGGCGAGGGCGACCCCACCGACAACGCCCAGGACUUCUACGAUUGGCUGCAGGAGACGGACGCCGAGCUGGAGGGUGUCAAUUACACCGUGUUUGCUUUGGGGAAUAAGACGUACGAACACUACAACGCCAUGGGGAAAUACGUGGACAAGAGGCUGGCCGAGCUGGGGGCCAGCAGGAUCUUCGACCUGGGCAUGGGGGACGAUGACGGCAACCUGGAGGAGGACUUUGUCUCGUGGCGGGAGCAGUUCUGGCCCGCGGUGUGUGAGCAUUUCGGAGUGGAGGCCACAGGAGAGGAGUCCAGCAUCCGUCAAUACGAGCUCGUGCUUCACACCGACAUCAACAUGAACAAGGUUUACACGGGGGAACUCGGCCGUCUGAAGAGCUUCGAGACCCAGAAACCGCCGUUCGAUUCAAAGAACCCCUUCCUUGCCCUAGUCUCGGACAACCGCAAGCUGAACAAGGGUGGGAGCCGGCACCUUAUGCACGUCGAGCUGGACAUCUCCAGCUCCAAGAUCAGGUACGACUCCGGGGACCACGUGGCCGUCUACCCGAUAAACGACGCCUCGAUCGUGAACAAGAUCGGAGAGCUCCUGGGCGUGGACCUUGACACCGCAAUCUCCCUCAACAACCUUGAUGAGGAGUCCAAUAAGAAGCACCCGUUCCCGUGCCCCACCACCUAUCGCACGGCCUUGACGCACUACCUGGACAUCACCAACCCGCCUCGCACCAACGUGCUGUACGAGCUGGCCCAGUAUGCCACCGACCCCAAAGAACAGGAGACCAUGCGCAAGAUGGCUUCCUCCUCCCCCGAGGGCAAGGCACUUUACCACAGCUGGGUGCUGGACUCUCGAAGGAACAUCCUGGCCAUUCUGGAGGACAUGCAGUCUCUGCGGCCUCCCAUCGACCACUUGUGUGAGCUCAUGCCCCGGCUGCAGGCCCGAUACUACUCCAUCGCCUCCUCAUCCAAGGUGCACCCCAACACCAUCCACAUCUGCGCCGUGGUGGUGGAGUACGAGACCAAGACCGGACGCAUCAACAGGGGCGUGGCCACCAACUGGCUGAAGAACAAAGUGGUGACCGACAACGGGCACAAGUCCACGGUGCCCAUGUACGUCCGCAAGUCCCAGUUCCGCCUGCCCUUCAAGGCCAGCAACCCCGUCAUCAUGAUCGGGCCCGGCACGGGCAUCGCCCCCUUCAUGGGCUUCAUCCAGGAGCGAAGCUGGCUCAAGGAGCAAGGCAAGGAAGUGGGCGAGACGGUGCUGUACUACGGCUGCCGUUACAAGAGCGAGGACUUCCUGUACCAGGAGGAGCUGGAGGAGUUUGAGAAGGCCGGGGUCCUCACCCAGCUCAACGUGGCCUUCUCCCGAGACCAGGAGCACAAGGUCUACGUGCAGCAUCUCCUCAAGAAGAACAAGGAGCAUUUGUGGAAGCUGAUUCACUCUGAAAAUGCGCACAUCUACGUCUGCGGGGACGCCCGCAACAUGGCGCGCGACGUCCAGACCGUGUUCUACGAGAUCGGCGAGGAGGUGGGCGGGCUGACGCGCACCCAGGCCGUCGACUACAUCAAGAAGCUGAUGACCAAGGGCCGAUACUCGCAGGACGUGUGGAGCUAAAGACCCUAAAGCCCCCCCCCCCCACCCCCCCCCC